UCAUUGGUGGUCUUCUUAUCGUGUAGAUAAUUUAUGGUUCACUGGAUAAGCGAAACCGAGUAGUAAGGUUGGAAGACGGCAUUUUGUUGGCUUCACAGAAGCAUCCACGUGACAAGCGGACUCUUUUUCUAUUUCCCUCCCUAGCGGUAGUGAAGGGGCUGCAACAAUGGCAGCUUCCCUAGGUGGGCGGCUUACUAGGGAUUGGCACGCAUCCAUACACAGAGAUGUGAAUUCUUUGCCAAGCAGGGAAUCAGGAAGUGUGCAACACAGAGAUCACAGGGAGGUUAUUGGUGUGAAGGAUGUGCACCUGCCGUCACUGCCCAUGGCCCCCAUCUUGGGAGAAACAGGUACUAGUACUGUAACCCACAAAGAAUCAUCCUGGCUGUUGCUCAAGCAACUGAUACAGCUCGCGAAGAAUGUGUCAAAGACUGCGGAAACUGCAAGAAGUCACAAGAAGUUUUGUGUGACACUCACGAGGCGCAUCAAAAAUAUUGUUCCUCUUCUCGAGGAGCUAAGGGAUGUGCCGUCCCCGCUUCCACACAGUGCACAGUCAGCACUCAAGUCAAUGGAGACCGUCUUCCGGAAGUCGAAGACGCUGGUGGAGGAGUGCCGAGAUGGAAGCAGGUUGUAUAUGAUUCUGAAAAGUGAAUCAGUUUUGCUCAGGUUUCAUGAGCUUACUGGAGAGCUUUGUCUCCACCUGGAAGAGUUACCAUUGCAUAUGCUGGACAUUUCAGACGAAACCAAGGAGCAGGUUGGUCUUGUGCGUGCGCAAUUGAAGAGAGCAAGGAGUGUUGUCGAUGUGAAAAACACGGUACUUUUUUCUGAACUAAAAAAUGCUGUUGAGUGUCACCAGAAGGGCCUUGGAGUUGACAUGGGCAAAAUGAAGGAAAUUCUGAGGUUGCUUGACCUGAACACACGUUCAGCGAUUGAGGCUGAAAGAAAGGUUCUUGAGAAACAUCUGCCAUCUCUGUCUCCAGGGAAGGAGGAAGAAGUUGGAGCUGUGAUGGGCCUGUUGGAGAACAUGGCACUCUGUGUGAAUUAUGAUAUGGAUGCCUCUCCUGUCGUGACUGCGUCUUCAUCUGCGCCAUCAUCAUCGUCAUCCUCAACAGCAGUGGUACCGGUUCAGCAAAGAAAGCUGCCUCCAGUUCCUCCAGAUGACUACAAGUGCCCGAUCUCGUUGGAGUUGAUGAGGGACCCAGUUAUAAUUGCAACAGGGCAGACAUUUGAGAGAGCAUACAUUCAAAAAUGGCUAGAUUCGGGGCACCGGACAUGCCCUAAGACCCAGCAGGUUCUUUCCCAUAUUGUAGUGAUACCGAACUUUGUUCUUAAGAGUCUGAUCAUGGCCUGGUGUGAUGAAAAUGGUGUGGACUUCCCUGAUAAACUGGGAGCACAAAAACCAGGCAGGUCGGGUCGGAAUUCCGCAGAGAAUGGAGAAAUUAGUGGCGACCGAUCUUUGGUCGAUGGUCUGCUGCAGAAACUUGUUUCUGGCACGACCGAGAACAAACGACAAGCAGCCGAAGAACUUAGGCUGCUUGCAAAGAGGAGCAUGGAGAAUAGGGGAAAUGGCGUGGACUUCCCUGAUAAACCGGGAGCACAAAAUCCAGGCAGGUCGGGUCGGAAUUCUGCAGAGAAUGGAGAAAUUACUGGCGACCGAUCUUUGGUCGAUGGUCUGCUGCAGAAACUUGUUUCUGGCACGACCGAGAACAAACGACAAGCAGCCGAAGAACUUAGGCUGCUCGCAAAGAGGAGCAUGGAGAAUAGGGUCUGCAUUGCACAGGCUGGUGCCAUUCCGCUCCUCGUCCAUCUUCUUAGCUCGUCAGACCCGAAAACACAGGAGCAUGCAGUCACUGCCCUGCUCAAUCUCUCUAUUAAUGAAAGCAACAAGACAGCAAUUAUGGCAGCCGGUGCAGUGCCUCCUAUUGUGGAGGUACUGAAGUCAGGAAGCAUGGAAGCCAGGGAAAAUGCUGCAGCGACGUUGUUCAGUCUUUCUGUCGGCGAUGAGAAUAAGAUCACAAUUGGGGCUUCUGGUGCUAUCCCGGCUCUCGUGGAUCUGCUGCAAGAGGGCGUCUCGCGUGGAAAGAAAGAUGCCGCUACAGCGCUUUUCAACCUUUCCAUCUACCAGGGAAACAAGACCCGAGCCAUCAGAGCUGGGAUCAUCCCACCUCUGAUGCAAUUGCUCGCUGACAGGACCACUGGAAUGGUUGAUGAGGCCCUUGCGAUGCUGGCUAUUCUUGUGACUGCCCCUGAAGGACGCUCAGCAAUAGGUCAUACGAUUGCAGUGCCCAUUCUUGUCGACCUCCUUGGAACAGGCUCGCCGAGAAACAAGGAGAAUGCUGCAGCGGUACUGCUCGCCCUUUGCCAGAGCAAUACAGAACAUGCAGAAACAGCAAUAAAGCUUGGAGCGAUCUUGCCACUCACUGCUUUGCUUCAGUCAGGAAUGCCACGUGCGAGGCGCAAGGCGAACUUGUUGCUUGGCCACCUUCAGGCCUCUGGUGCGAACCAUGCUGUAGAGCAGCGGGCCAGGUAAGAAGAUUGGCAAAGCCUGUGAACUUACCCUGACAGUUUCAUUAAACCCUGACAGGUUCAUCGAGAUAUUUGCAGAUUCAGGUUGUUCUCCUCAUGAUUGGGAGUCGAUGCUGCUGUGAUUGUGGAGGGAGCAGUUGAAGCACAAGCUGCUGGGGAUGCCGUGGUCGGGAGAUGUAUUCUGAAGGUGGUGGUGGGAGUAUGAUAGAGGAUGUUCACAGACACUCCCUGGAGUGCCAGUUAACUCUCAUCGGCAGGCGAUUCACAGACACUCCCUGAAGUUGUCCAUUGCCAGUGAUUCUGAGGUUAGCGUGCGGACUGCAACCUCACAGAGCUGUUAAAGCAAUGCAUAGAUGCCGGCGUGCUACGAGUGAAAGGGAUAUCGUGUUCAGUAGAGGACGUGAAGGGUGAGGAGAGUCAUCCUGUGUCUCGGGUCAUCUCCUGUCUUCAAAGCAGCGCAUAAUAAUGGCAGAAAAUUGACAGGUGUUAUCUCAAGGUAACAGGACAUCCCAAUAAGUCCUCAGGGUGGAGAGAGAGCCUGGAGGACUGUAGGUGAUGAUGUGUUUAGUUUGCUGCAGGUGUGGCUGUGCUGAGAUGUGUUAUUGAUCUUGUGAAAAAGUUUGACAGUGAAUUUGUGAGAAGUUGAGCGACACUUAACAAUAAGUAUGCCCGUUAUAAGUUUGACGGAGACACUUUCAGGUUUUUUCCUGUAUUCGGUCCGCACAGGGUUUUCACUUUAUGUGCAGAACUGAAGUUCUGCAUUUAUUUCGUCGUUGCACAUGACACUUUUGUGUGUAUGGCGUAUUUCUGUGCGUUUGCGU
Molecule: messenger RNA, 3344 nt
Organism: Chara braunii
Lineage: Eukaryota; Viridiplantae; Streptophyta; Charophyceae; Charales; Characeae
Source: the annotation of a GenBank genome assembly